UACCGUCCUGUACCUCCUCUGUAUAUCUCUACUACGAUCCAGACUUCUGGUUUCUCUCCAUAGGGACUUAUUCUGCUUUGAGGGAGAUCGCAUUCACAAGUCAGCUGAGAAAAUACGGAAUAGAACACUACUACAUGGGCUUUUACAUACACUCUUGUCCAAAGAUGGUUUACAAGGGAAAGUAUGCUGGAUCAUAUCUCCUGUGCCCAGAAAGCUACCUGUGGUUCCCAGUGCCAGAAUGCACGCCUAAACUGGAUGUCAACAAAUACUCCAGAUUUGCUGCUACUGAGACAAGAGAUACAAAUGGGACUAUAGAACUUGACAAUGUUCUGGUGCUCUAUAUGAGGCAGGCAAUGCCAUAUGUGAUAUACAAAGCUCUAGGAGAAAAUGUAUGCGACCAAAAUGAAGUUUUACAGUAUGCUAAAUUAGUUGGUCGGACUUGUUGUGAACGCAUGCUAUUAUACAGGUCCUAAAUUCAUGUUAUUUCAAAAGGACAAUUUGUUGCAAGUAACAAGUUAUUCCCAAUGAUGCCAUGUGUGUACUAUAUGAUUGUGCUAUUCAAUACAAUGGACUUAUAAUUCUGGACAAUAUACUGUUGUUCAGUACAAUAAUAGUAAUGAUUAAUACAAUAAAUUCAUAGUUCUGUACAUUGCAUUUCAAAAUGAUUAUGUUGCAUACAAUACACUUAUAGUUCUGCUUAUCACAUUGUUGUAGUACA
Owenia fusiformis is the source of this 718-nucleotide messenger RNA. The record is from the annotation of a GenBank genome assembly. Lineage: Eukaryota; Metazoa; Annelida; Polychaeta; Sabellida; Oweniidae.